AUGGCGCAUGGAUGUAUUGCUAUGGUGACGUAAAAACAGAGCGGUGGUUCGAUCUGACGUCCUGUUGUGGUCCUUCAGCGCCAUCUCUCGGUAACAUCGCCGUCCAUCAGGCGCUUUAGCUAUACCAACCCGCCUCUGUUUUGUUUCUAGCAGAGAGCUCCAUCCAUCAUGGCGAUGCAUGCGAAGGCGACUCCACCACAGAUCCCGGACACCCGCCGGGAGCUCGCCGAACUGGUGAAGAGGAAACAAGAACUCGCUGAGACACUGGUAAACUUGGAAAGACAAAUAUAUGCAUUUGAAGGCAGCUACCUAGAAGACACCCAGAUGUAUGGCAACAUCAUCAGGGGAUGGGACCGAUACCUCACCAACCAAAAGAACUCCAAUAGUAAGACUGAUAGAAGGAAUAGGAAAUUCAAGGAAGCAGAGCGUUUAUUCAGCAAGUCAUCUGUAACAUCAGUUGCAGCAGUAUGUGCACUCGGUGGGAUACCUGAUCACAUGAAUGAAAAACGUGAGGCAGGUAGCGGCACGGAAAGCGACGCCUCUCCAGAUCUCCAGAACCAAGAGAAUGAGCCUAGCCAGGAGGACACAGAAGAUGUGGACUCAACGCUGCAGGACCUAAAGCCUCAGAAAGCUGCCUCCUCCUCCUCCUCAGGCAGCCAUCACGGGAGCCACAAGAAAAGGAAGAACAAAAACAGACACAGUCCUUCUGCCAUGUUUGAUUAUGACUUUGAAUUUGACAUGAAGGUUAACAAGAAACCCAGAGCUGACUAUUCAACUUAACAAAGACCACUGGAACACCUGGACACACAUGCAGAGGAUACCUGUAGAGAAACAUAAGAUUUUUUGGACUUUAUGAACUUUGUAUGCCUUUUUUUUUUUCCUCUCUCGGUUGUCAUAUUUCAGCCUGUACUGUAUGUAUUGCUUGAAACAUUCCCCCCCUGCCACCUACCUUUGGUCAUGGUUAAGGUUUUGACCUACCAAGUAUGUAGAAAUAUGGUGUUGCAUGUUACUUUAGGCCUGAUGAGGCCCACCUCCAGUAACACACCAUUUUGUAUAGUGUUAAAAAAAAAAAAUUGUAUUUAUUAUGUAGUUAAUUUCCCAUUGUAAGAAGGUUAUGCUUUUUUUCUCUUAGUGUCACAUAAUCGUAUAACCCCUGAAUACCCCGGGUUCUUUUAUUACAUGGUUUACACAGUUUUGGAUAAAAUAAAAUACGUGAAUAUGUU
Messenger RNA from Sander lucioperca (pikeperch), 1223 nucleotides. It is a transcript of the gene meaf6, whose product is annotated as MYST/Esa1-associated factor 6. The record is from RefSeq and is a predicted model, not a curated record. The transcript has 8 exons. Bases 169 to 780 code for a protein of 203 amino acids. Gene Ontology annotation, cellular component: NuA4 histone acetyltransferase complex. NCBI's taxonomy places the organism in Eukaryota, Metazoa, Chordata, Actinopteri, Perciformes, Percidae.